Molecule: messenger RNA, 997 nt
Organism: Lactuca virosa
Lineage: Eukaryota; Viridiplantae; Streptophyta; Magnoliopsida; Asterales; Asteraceae
Source: the annotation of a GenBank genome assembly
AUGAUCAACACAUACCAUGUUCACACUCAUAUAAAUAUUAAUCCAAAUUAUCCAACACUUGCAGGCUCACAUAGUUACAUUCUAUCAUUAUUCAUUAUGAAGAUCAUAGAGUUAACGAUAACAAUGGAUAGUCUUGAAAAAGAAAGUGAUUUCUACUUUGCAAAGCUGAGGGAUAUCGAAAUCCUGUGGCAAUAUUCUAAUAUCUCAAACUUACCUAUUAUCGAUGCGAUACAGAGGAACUUGCACGCUGCUGAAAAGGAUGCAUCAAUACUUAUCUAUCUAGUUUUUACUAUGUUGGAUUGUAUCUUACGAGAAAAUCAUCUACAGUUUGGGCUUUAUCUUUUAACAUCACUGGAGACAAAAUGGUUACAUGUAGGUAUUUUCGAUUGAGCCCUUAGCCUAUUCAAAGUUUGCAUAUAUGGUCCCUUGUGGUUAAAGGCUUAAUUUCAACCUAUACGUCGGGCGUACGUGAGGUACGUGCAACGUACUUGUGAGAAACCUGGAUCACGGAAGCCAUGCUAGUACGCUGGGCGUACCUGUGUUACGUGGGGCAUACUAGCUCAGUUUUAAAACCCUAAUUUUAAGGGUUUGCUUUCUAUUUAAUCCUCCUUAUGCCUCCCUUGGACAUUUCUUAUCAGCUACCAUUCCCUCAUAAAACCCUAAUCUCGAGUCUAAGCUCUGUGUGUGAGAGUUUGGAGCUUAUUAGUGUUUUUGGUGCUCAUUUGUUGAAGAAGAAGGCUAGUGAAGAAGAAGGUGUUGCUUGUAAGCUUGUAGAUCCAGAGACUACUUCACCUUGUGCAUCUUUUGAAUGUAUAAAUCUUAUACAUUUAUGUGUUUCCUUUUAGAUCUCCAUAGAUAAGUUUUAUGAGCUUCAUGUCUCAAAUAUUGGACCUCUGUGAGUAUGGAGCACUCCAAAGCAUUAUAGUUAUCCUUUCAUAUGUUCUAGGUCUUGUGGAUUCAUAAAAAUGGUUGUUGUAACGACGUAAAUUUCCAAAAC